AUGGCACCGCUAAGUCGUUGCGACGUACCCAACCCGCUGUCACCUAGAUCAUCGGUGAACGAUACUAGCACCCUUCCUUCGCCUUUAAGCCUCAAUCCUGGAGAGAUUCGCUCUUCUCGAGAUGAUCAGCAUGAAGCGAAACUUCAACAAUGCUGGGACAAAUCAAUCGCAAACUAUCUGGAUCUGCCAGAUGGAUACCGGAAUGUACAUGUUUUGGUGAUCAAAUGGCAAGACGCGAUAGAUCAGCUGAACGUGCGGCAAGAGGUCGACGACCUGACGAAUGUCUUCAAAAAGGUCUUCAAUUACGAAGUGACCGAGCUACAACUAGAAGAGAAGAGUCCGCAAAUCCAGCUUGAGAUGGGAAUAUUAAACUGGGUGUACGAAAACGAUGAUCCAAACAAUCUGCUUAUAGUAUACUACGCCGGUCAUGGUGUUUAUGACCAAGCUCUCAAGGUCCUCGAGCUCUCACCGACUGAGGAUGGAGAUAAUACCCUUCGAGCAAUCUGGAAUGACGCUGAGAGGACACUAAUCGAAAAAGUAAAAGCCAACGUCCUCACUAUCAUGGACUGCUGCUACGCCGGUGAUCUUAUGCGCAACGUCUCGGAGCACGGUCGAACAUUCGAGAUGAUAGCCGCUUCACGUAUGGGCGCGCCCACCCCUGGGCCCGGCGAGAACUCUUUCACUCGUUGCCUCAUUAGACAGCUGAAGGUGUUAGCCGUACAAAGCUCCGGUGGUAGUUACUUUGACACCCACGAGCUUGUUGAGCGCAUAGAAAAGGAACGCUCUGACCAGCCUCCGAGACUAUUCCGGCGAAUCCCAGGCAGCAGCCGACACAUUGAGUUGAGGAGACUCAAGCCAAAGAAUGAGCGUCCGACGCAGAAACCUAGCAUAACCUCCCACGCACGCUUUCUGCAUCUGGGGUUUGCGCUGAAGAAUGAGACCAUUGACGAGAAGCAGAUCCAAUACUUGACGAAGGAGCUUCCGGCCUUGUUCUCGAGUAUACGGCUCCCAUUGGUCAAUAUCAAGUGGCUGGGAUGUAGGAAAGAGGGGAAACCGACGCUGAAGGAUAUCGUGCGCUUCGUAUCAGAAAAUCGGAACGCUCUUUCUGUGGUUACGCCGCCGCCUUCAGGGAGGAAGAGAAGUGCUGAUGAGGCGGAUUUGGACGAGUCUGUGUCGGAUCGACGGUGGUCCAAGCAACCCAUGUUGAAUACAUAUGCCUCUCUUGGGGAGUAG
Messenger RNA from Alternaria conjuncta, 1233 nucleotides. RefSeq lists its product as uncharacterized. Lineage: Eukaryota; Fungi; Ascomycota; Dothideomycetes; Pleosporales; Pleosporaceae. The record is from RefSeq and is a predicted model, not a curated record. The transcript has 3 exons. Gene Ontology annotation, molecular function: cysteine-type endopeptidase activity. Bases 1 to 1233 code for a protein of 410 amino acids. Gene Ontology annotation, biological process: proteolysis.